Miniopterus natalensis is the source of this 3960-nucleotide messenger RNA. NCBI's taxonomy places the organism in Eukaryota, Metazoa, Chordata, Mammalia, Chiroptera, Miniopteridae. The record is from RefSeq and is a predicted model, not a curated record.
GUGAUGACCCAAUAUUGACUUGUAGAAGCGAGUUGUGACUAACUAACUGUACUUGUCCGUUAUCCAAGAACCACUGAAAGACUAGAUGGUGAGUUGAAAGCUUGAUUCAGUAUGUCAAUCUUACCAUGUAAUACCAACCGGAAAACAGAAGAUGCCGGGUUAGAUUUUAGGGUGUGCCUCCCAUGGGGAUUUUAGUAAGACUUUCUAAGCGUGGUUCCUGCCCUUGAGACAUCCGCAAAGAAGGAAUCUUCCGAGUUUGAAGAAUUAUAUUGACUUUUCAAUAUGUCCAACAAAGAAUCUUGUGGAAAAAGAGAGAGGUCCCAGAGGAAAGAUAUCACCUCGUUACCCAGCUUUGAUGAAGAAGAUAAAAAAGAUAAAAAAACUUCAGCAAGUUCUAGCUCAUCUUGCUCUGUCAGAUCCAUUUCGUCAGAGAAGAGAAAACAGAAAUCAGAUCAUAUAGGCAUUCUAAAGUGUAAUGUAAAAAGAAGACAUGAACUGAAAAGACUGAAUGUAGACACUCGAAGAAGGAGACCAAAAAUCAAUUCAUCAUCCCAUGGACCUGUUAAACUCCAAGAAGCAUCAUAUUCAAACAAUAAUCAAAUUAUUUCAGAAAGUCCUUCUUCAAAUGGAACUAAAAAAGAUAUAAGUAAAUGUGUAGAUUUUAAUGGUAAAGAUAUUAAAUUGACAAAUGUUAGGAGUAACCUUGACCAUGGAAUUAAAAACCUUAGCAAUCCUAAAAUUGCCAAAGAUGUGAAACUUAAAGCUGAAGGUCAAGCAAAUGAAAAAACACGGCCUCAUGUACUUGCUCAGAGGGAGAAGAUGAAAGAUCUCAAGAAAGAAAGGGACAAUAAAUAUAGAGACGGUUCUGAAAAACGUGUUUUGGAAAAAUGCAAGAGAAUCCAAUUUCCUCAGGAUUAUAACUCCAACAAGAUAUUUAAGGAAUCCCAUGAAUCUAGAAGAAGGAAGAUCAGUUUCAAAAUCCCAGUAAAAUCCUAUGAUACCCACCAGAAGCCUGUAGAAGAAAAUGUUUUCCUUUUAGACUCCAGCAAGUCAAGGACUAAGCAGAAGAAAAGGCGCCUGGAAAACUUUCCAGUUUCAUUAAAUUUGAUGAGGCACAAAAGUAAACAUUUGUUUUCAGAUUCCACUUAUAAACAGACUGUUCGUGAGUGGAAAGGGAAAUAUCAUCAUGAGCAUCGAGAAAGUAAUGAUUCAAGUUCUAGUGAAAACCUGACCCAGAGUUUUGAAGCACGAUACUCUUCGUUGUCAUAUGAAAGUAUUCCAGAUACAGAUCAAGAGAUGCAGAUAGUAGAAGAGCUUCAUGCUGCACGCGUGGGGAAAAGUGUGGACUUGCCUGUGGUACCCCCUCCUGGGGAGUUAUCAAGUAUGGAGAUCGACUUGGUGGAAGAUGAUGUGCAUUCUUCUGCUGCAAAUACUGCUUCAGACAAACAACUUCUAAUUGUUAUUGAUACAAAUAUUCUGAUGAAUCAUCUCAAAUUUGUUAGAAUUUUGAAGACAACAGAAAUCCCAGGCUUUGACAGGCUUGUGUUAAUAAUUCCCUGGGUUGUUGUACAAGAGCUAGAUCGUAUGAAGGCAGGAAAACUACUGAAAUAUGCCCAGCACAAAGCUGUACCUGCGGUUCGCUUCAUCAAUGACAGUCUCAAAAGUCAAGAUAGAAAACUGUGGGGUCAAUCAAUACAACUCGCUUCUCAAAAGCUUUAUGGAUUCAGUGAUGAGAACAAUGAUGAUCGAGUAUUAAAAUGCUGCCUUCAGUACCAGGAAUUAUUCCCUAGUUCUCUUGUUAUUCUGUGCACGGAUGAUAGAAAUUUAAGAAACAAAGGCAUAAUAAGUGGUGUGAAGUCACUCAGUAAAGAAGAAUUGAGUGCAGAGUUCUUAAACUUGUCUCUGAGCACAGUUGUACCUCAUCAGCCUUGUGUAUCUAAGCAACAAUUGAAAGCAGAGCGAACACCUUUGGGAAAGAGUAAUGAGGAAGAAUCUACAAAUUCUGGACUACUCAUUCUACUUGAAGGCAUAGUAUCUGAUCUUGAAAAAUCUCUUGGAACAGCUUUAUCUUCAAUAUUAGAAACAGAAAUGAAAAUUGCUUUUGGAAACCUCUGGAUGGAGAUGCUAUACUUGAAACCACCAUGGACUCUAAUGCAUUUAAUGCAGUGCUUUAGAAAACAUUGGGUAGCUGUAUUUGGAUUAAUUACAGAAAAGAACUUGCUUUUAACCGUUGAGAACUUACAUGACAAUCUCUGUAAAGCUAACAAUGCAGUGGAUUUUACAACGGUGAAAUUCCUGCUUCAGGAUUCUCAAAGCCUGUUACAUGCUUUCAGUACAAGGUCAAAUUAUGAUGGUAUUCUUCCGCAGGCCUUUGCUCAAGUCAACAAACUACUCCAAACAUUUUCAGAGGCCAAGGCAAAACUUAAUCGAAAUCCUUCAGAAAAUACAGCAGGUAAAAAGCAAGAAGAUACUUCUCCAAUGAAGUCUGACAACCAACAAAUCCUCGUUUUCUCAAGCUCUCAUCUUCCCCAAACCAACAAGCAUCAAGAAAUCUGGUCUGUCUUAGAGAGUGUUUGGAUUACAAUAUAUGAGAACAGCACAGAUGUGUUUCAGAGAUUGGGUUCAAAUUCAGCUCUGACUUCCUCAAAAAUACCAUCGUUUGAAGAAGCGUUUAUAUAUCUUCAAAAGUUGAUGGCAGCUGUGAAGAAUAUUCUUGAAGGAAUUCAGAGGAUUUUGGCCCCCAAUAGUAAUUAUCAAGAUGUUGAGACUCUCUAUAACUUCCUAAUCAAACAUGAGGUAAAUAAAAGCGUCAAAUUUACUGCCCAGGAACUUUAUGAUUGCGUUUCACAGACUGAGUAUCGGGAAAAGUUAACCAUCGGCUGCCGCCAGCUGGUUGAGAUGGAGUUUGCCAUGCAGCAGUGCAACGCAUCUGUGUAUAUGGAGGCCAAGAACAGGGGGUGGAGUGAAGACAUGCUCAACGAUACGACCUAAGUCUGAUUGGUAACCUGAAAGGAUUGCAUUUGUUCUCAAGAACAGCAGAGAAGCUUUCAACCUUUGAGCCAAACCCAAGAGACUUGUAGGAAUUGUCUCAUUUGUAUAAAAGGUGAUUGCUUAUUACUGACAGUCUCAUUGAGGUUCUCUAAAAAGCCUAAUGCAUCCGUUGUGGAAUAAACUGUGAACUCAACUCUCCUGAAGUUGACAAUACCUUCCUACCUCUACUCCUGAUACUGAGACAGAAUGUUUAAGGAAAGGAGAGCCGCUUUUUUAGUCACCUUAGGGCAAGGAGCCACUGUGGCCCCUGAGGAAGGCACAGCAUUAGCGUCUCUCUCAACUCUGAACAUGGUUACGUGAUCGCGACACUUCCAGACUCCAAGAAAUAAUUAGGACAUGAUCACAUUCCACAAGUGAAAUUUUACCCUGGGCUGUUUUAUGAUCAGUGUCUUCCAUGUAGACCUGGUGAAUGUAAUGCACAUCUCUUCCACUUUCCCAUGGUAUUAAAAAUGAAUUUUUACUUCUGCUCCAACUUGCAAUAGCAGCCUUUCUUCUGCCUGAGGCUUGUCACCUUCCAGUGUAUGUCUAGUGGGAAGAGCAGGGAGACCCCCUGUGCUGUUUCCCCUUACAUGGGAAGCAGCAUGAACGUAUGGGACUGGGUGGCAGUAACCGACGCUUGCCUCUAGCUAAACCAAGUGUUUGACUUCUUUAGUUAUACAGCGAGUUGGAAGUCCUUGUUUACUAGAAUAUACUGUGCUUUUGUUAAUACAUUAGAUUAAAUCUAAUUUGGUAUUAUGUUAAUUUAUUUUUUUAAAGGGCAAUAAAUUAUUUUUAGUAAGAUUUAACUUUUCAUUUUACUCUCAAAUUGUAUUUCUGAACUGUGUAUAAGGUAUGAUUAUAAAAGAGAACCUACUCAGGAUGUUCACUAGCAGUCUGUGCAAGACCCACUGAGCUUUAUGUUUGCACACA